AUGGAUAAAGGUGAGAAGAUUGGAGAUGGUGACAAUUCUCUUCAUGAAAGCUUCUCAAAGGCGGAGGAAGUGAUCAGUGACAUUGAAAGCGGGCAGUUCUCGUCAAACGAUAUGCAGGGUCGUAUAAAGGACGCAAUUGGGACAUUAGAAGACCUCACCAGGGCUGUAUCUACGCUAUGUUUAUUUUCAAGCAACGAGCAGGUUGAGGAUAUACCCACAUCUUCCCUUCCUUAUCUACUUAUACCGUGCUAUCUCGGUGUUGCCCAACACAACAUUGCAACUACUGAUCCUAUCCAACGCCGGGAUCAGCUGCGAUUAGCGAAGGUGUAUUACAUUGACUUCAUUCGACGCAUAAGGAACUAUGGUUUCGAUUUCGAAAGCUAUGCACUUUCUUUGGACAGUGGGGAUUUGUCUGACACUCCACAGCCCUCGAUAAAAAAGUUUAGUGGUGAAGAAUUAAGGGAGCAGAAAAUUGCACGUUUCCGGAGGCAAAAGGAGUUGAAACAAGCAAUGCAAGCUUUAAAACAGCAAAAGCAGUUGAACAAUUCUGAUGAUUCGAUUGUGAGAGAGCUCCAUCUAACACUGAUAAAGUACUGGAUCGAAAAGAUUUUGGAGGAGUUAGGCUCUAUUGAAGAUGAGCUGCCGCUAGUGGAGAUGAUGGGGAAACGGCAGCUCGAGAUGAAAAAUGGUUCCGAAUUAAUUAACAACAGAGCAGCCUCCACUUCAGAAAGCGCUGCAAAGCCACCGGGUUUGAAGCCGUUCAUCAUCACUCGAUCUGAGCAACAAAAAGCGGUUUUUGGUCUUGGAUACCCAUCAAUCCCAACAAUGACCGUCGACGAAUGGUACAAUCAGAGAUUUGGUGAUAAUGCGUCAUCAACACAGUCUUCUCAGAAACCUGGAUGCUCCGACAGAAAUGCGGGAGACGGUUGCGAGGAAGAUCAUGGACGAGAAGAAACUGAAGAGGAGACCAGAGCAAACCUGAUGAGAUGGGAUGAAUACAAGGAUUUUCACCGCCGAGGAUGGGGCAACACCCAUAACAAAGGAUAA
Messenger RNA from Necator americanus (New World hookworm), 1047 nucleotides. RefSeq lists its product as uncharacterized. Lineage: Eukaryota; Metazoa; Nematoda; Chromadorea; Rhabditida; Ancylostomatidae. Gene Ontology annotation, biological process: regulation of dephosphorylation; regulation of signal transduction. Gene Ontology annotation, molecular function: protein phosphatase 2A binding. Gene Ontology annotation, cellular component: cytosol. The transcript has 9 exons. The record is from RefSeq and is a predicted model, not a curated record. Bases 1 to 1047 code for a protein of 348 amino acids.